ACGUUCUAUCAAAUUUAAAUUCUCGAUGGUCCUUUUAUCCUCUUUUUCACCAAAUCCUGGAAGAAAAAUAGAAAAUAAUAUCUUUGUUUUCCGUCACGCUCCUCAGAUCUCACCUUCGUGUCUCCUAUGUCACAUUGCCCUUGCUCUCCUCUAAUUCUCAAAUCUCUUCCUUAAUUAUUUUUUUCGAUGUAAGCAAAAUCUUCAAAAUCCAAUCCAUUUUCGCACUUUGUUCCAAUCUCUAUAACCCCAUUUCCAACAAAUCCCUUCUCUUUUCUUCUUGUUUGAUCUGUAAAAUCCCAUUUCCUCAAGAUCCCAUCCUUUUACCCCUUUGUUCAAUCUUUGAAAUCUCAUUUCUUUGAUAACCCAUUUUUUUCUCACUUAUGAAAAUGAGUAAUUCUCAAGCACCCAAAUCAACAAGACCUUCAAAGGUUUCAACUUUACCUCCUCCUUCAAACCCUCUUAAACCCUCAGUUUCAUCCCACUCAGUUUCAUCCCACCUUGCAAUGGUAGAGCUAAAGCAAAGGAUUUUAACCUCACUUUCCAAGCUCUCUGAUCGUGAUACUUACCAAAUUGCUGUUGAAGAUCUAGAAAAGACCAUCCAAUCUCUUUCCCCCGAGAACCUUCCCAUGUUACUCAAUUGUCUAUUUGAUUCUUCAAAUGAUCCAAAACAAGCUGUAAAGAAAGAAUCUUUGAGGCUGCUUUCAGUGCUAUGUAAUUGCCAUGGUGAAUUGGCAACUUCCCAUUUGACUAAAAUCAUUGCCCACAUUGUUAAAAGGCUGAAAGAUGCUGACUCUGGGGUAAGAGAUGCAUGUUGCGAGUCGAUAGGGGCGCUUUCAGCCCAGUAUUUGAAAGGGGAGAGUGGAGGGGAUACUGUGGGAUUGUUUGUAAAGCCAUUGUUUGAAGCAAUGGGAGAGCAGGACAAAGGAGUUCAAUCUGGUGCAGCAACCUGUAUGGCUAAGGUGGUGGAAUGUGCAUCUGAUCCUCCUUUGGCUGCUUUUCAGAAAUUGUGUCCAAGGAUCCGCAAGCUGUUGAAUAAUCAGAAUUUUAUGGCUAAGGCUUCUCUUUUGGCGGUAGUGACAUGUUUGUCACAGGUGGGAGCAAUUCCACCUCAAAGCUUGGAAGCUUUGCUGCUAAGCAUCCAUGAAUGCCUUGGGAACACUGAUUGGGCGACGCGGAAGGCAGCUGCUGAUGCUUUAAGUGCCUUGGCACUGCAUUCAAGCAACUUGAUUGCAGAUAGAGCGUCUUCUACGAUAACUGUACUCGAGGGUUUCCGCUUUGAUAGGAUGAAACCUGUGAGAGAUAGCAUGACCGAAGCAUUGCAAUUAUGGAAGAAAAUUGCAGGAGAAGGGGAAGAGGGAGCUGCAGAUGACCAGAAAGCCUUGUCUCGUGAUGGUGACAAUUCUCAAUCAGCUGAAUCAUCAGAAAAGAAUGGCACUAAAAUUCCAAGUGCGAUUGAUAAAAAAACACUUGCUUCAGAUUCUGUUUCCGAAGGCAAAGGUGGAAGUAUUAUUGAUAAAGCAGUUGUAAUCUUAAAGAAGAAAGCACCUGCAUUUACAGACAGAGAAUUGAAUCCUGAAUUCUUUCAGAAACUUGAAACAAGGGGUUCUGAUGAUUUGCCGGUUGAAGUAGUUGUUCCUCGUAGAUAUCUUAAUUCUUCAAACUUGAGUGAGGAAGAGUCCAAAUCAAAUGAUCCAGGUGCGAAAAGGAGGUUGAGUGGUGUGGGAAACAGCCAGACAGAUGAUUUUCAUGCAUCUUCCAGCAGCAAAAACCGUAACAUAGAGAGAGGAUCUGCUGGUAUGCGGGAUAAAUGGCCUGAAGAGAAGGUAAACGGAAAUGACCUAAGAAAAAUGACAACUGAUGCUGAUGACAGGAUAGAUGUAAAUCAAAGAGGGCCAUCUGGAAAUCGUUCGAGUUUCUCGAAAGUGGAUGGACAGUCUGAAGGGUCCUUUAUUGGCAACAAAGGAAGUUGGUUGGCUAUCCAGAGGCAGUUAGCUCAGCUGGAGAGACAGCAAGGGCAUCUCAUGAACAUGUUGCAGGAUUUUAUGGGUGGUUCUCAUGAUAGUAUGGUAACUUUGGAGAACAGAGUUAGGGGUCUUGAGAGAAUCGUUGAAGACAUGGCUAGGGAUUUGUCAAUAUCAUCAGGCAGGAGAGGUGGUAACUUUAUGUCAGCAUUUGAAGGAUCUUAUAAUGGACCUUUAGGGAAGUAUAAUGGUUUUUCUGACUAUGGUUCCAAGUUCAGUGGGCGAAUUUCAUUUGUUGAAAGAUUUGCCCAACCUGAUGGAAUUGCCCCAGGUGUGAGGGGGAGGGGACCUUGGAGAUCUGAAAUGCCUGAUGAUGGGGAUUUCCUUGCAUUUGGUGCUUCCAGAAAUGGACAAGUUGUAUCUAGAAGAGCCCCAGCUAGCAGUCACAGGGAUAGUGGAUCACCCAAAUCUGAACAUGAGAGUGAUCAGUUUGGUGGUAGGAGAGGUUGGGACAAGGGUCCUGGGCCUGCAAGGCUUGGUGAAGGGCCUUCUGCUCGAAGUGUCUGGCAAGCAUCAAAGGAUGAAGCUACCUUGGAAGCAAUUCGCGUAGCUGGGGAGGAUGGUGUAACAUCUCAUUCAGGUCAUGUUCCUGAAUUGACUGCUGAAGCUGCUAGUGAUGAUAACGUAGGACCGCAGCGAGAUCCUGUCUGGACUUCUUGGAGCAAUGCAAUGCAUGCCCUUCAACUAGGUGAUAUGGAUUCUGCCUAUGGCGAAGUUCUCUCUACAGGGGAUGAUCUCUUGCUUAUAAAGCUAAUGGAUAGAUCAGGCCCUAUGGUUGACCAGCUAUCAAAUGAGAUAGCAAAUGAAGCAUUGCAUGCUAUUGUGCAAUUUCUUAUGGAGCGAUUGUUUGAUAUCUGUCUAUCCUGGAUUCAGCAGCUGGUUGAAGUGGUGUUAGAAAAUGGACCUGAUGCAUUGGCCAUUCCUAUGGAGUUGAAGAAAGAGCUUCUGUUGAAUUUACAUGAGGCAGCUUCCACGAUGGAUUCACCAGAGAAUUGGGAAGGUUCAGCACCUGACCAACUUCUAUUACAAUUGGCAGCGGCCUGGAAAAUCGAGCUGCAACAGUUUGAAAAGUAAAUCUGCUGGUUUUGGUUUUGGAAUCCUGUGUUGUUUUUGCAAACUUCAUGAUAUGUUACUUUAGCUCGAUAAGUCUUUUUUAAUGAAGUGAAUGUUAAGUGAAAGAAAAAAACAUCAAAUGGCUACUUGUACGUUUUUGUAUCUCAUGUAUGAUAGUGGUCUCUGAUAUAACUGUAAAUGUACUUCCAUUUUACAUAUGCUGGAAAUUGCGGAAAA
Molecule: messenger RNA, 3311 nt
Organism: Hibiscus syriacus
Lineage: Eukaryota; Viridiplantae; Streptophyta; Magnoliopsida; Malvales; Malvaceae
Product: microtubule-associated protein TORTIFOLIA1-like
Biological process (GO): circumnutation; unidimensional cell growth; multicellular organism development
Cellular component (GO): cortical microtubule, transverse to long axis
Molecular function (GO): microtubule binding
Source: RefSeq, a predicted model, not a curated record